This is a messenger RNA of Pseudophryne corroboree (corroboree frog), 5416 nucleotides long. RefSeq names its product zinc finger protein 850-like. The coding region runs from base 39 to 4172 and encodes 1377 amino acids. Gene Ontology annotation, cellular component: nucleoplasm. The transcript has a single exon. Gene Ontology annotation, biological process: regulation of transcription by RNA polymerase II. Gene Ontology annotation, molecular function: DNA-binding transcription repressor activity, RNA polymerase II-specific; RNA polymerase II cis-regulatory region sequence-specific DNA binding. Lineage: Eukaryota; Metazoa; Chordata; Amphibia; Anura; Myobatrachidae. The record is from RefSeq and is a predicted model, not a curated record.
AUGGACACACAAGCAGGAACAUCUCAGAAGGACAUCUAAUGUUAUCCCUGGAUUCUGAAAUAACCGAUAACGACAGUAGACAGGAUUCUCCAGGAGCUAACCCCAUUACCCCAAUUAUACAUCCAGCUCUAUCAGCUGAUCCCUCUGAUACUGGGAAAUGUUCUCCUGAUCACUCUGAUAUUGGUGCAUCUGUUACAGCUCUGACAGUAAAUACAGUGUUUCCCUGUUCUAUAGAUGCCAAAUGUUUUACACAGAACACAAAGCGUAUUACCAAUCAGCCAGCUAAGGCAGGUGAGAGGCCAUUUCCAUGUUCUGAGUGUAGGAAAUGUUUUGCACAGAAAUCAGCUCUUGUUAUACAUCAGAGAAGUCACACAGGUGAGAAGCCAUAUUCCUGUUCUGAGUGUGGGAAAUGUUUUGCACAUAGCUCACAUUUUGUUAUUCAUCAGCAUGCUCACACAGGUGAGAUGCCAUUUUCCUGUUCUGAGUGUGGGAAAUGUUUUCCACGGAAAUCACAUCUUGUUAAUCAUCAGAGAAGUCACACAGGUGAGAAGCCAUAUUCCUGUUCUGAGUGUGGGAAAUGUUUUGCACUGAAAUCAAAUCUUGUCACACAUCAGAGAAGUCACACAGGUGAGAAGCCAUAUUCCUGUUUUGAGUGUAGGAAAUGUUUCACACAUAAAUCAGCUCUUGUUACACAUCAGAGAAGUCAUACAGGUGAGAAGCCGUAUUCCUGUUCUGCGUGUAAGAAAUGUUUUGCACGGAAAUCACAUCUUGUUUUACAUCAGAGAAGUCACACAGGUGAGAAGCCAUAUUCCUGUUCUGAGUGUGGGAAAUGUUUUGCACAGAAAUCAAAUCUUGUCACACAUCAGAGUAGUCACACAGGUGAGAAGACAUAUUCCUGUUUUGAGUGUAGGAAAUGUUUCACACAGAAAUCAGCUCUUGUUAUACAUCAGAGAAGUCACACAGGUGAGAAGCCAUUUUCCUGUUCUGAGUGUGGGAAAUGUUUUGUACGGAAAUUAAAUCUUGUUUUACAUCAGAGAAGUCACGCAGGUGAGAAGCCAUUUUCCUGUUCUGAGUGUGGGAAAUGUUUUGUACGGAAAUCAAAUCUUGUUUUACAUCAGAGAAGUCACACAGGUGAGAAGCCAUUUUACUGUUCUGAGUGUGGGAAAUGUUUUGCACAGAAAUCACAUCUUGUUUUACAUCAGAGAAGUCACACAGGUGAGAAGCCAUAUUCCUGUUCUGAGUGUGGGAAAUGUUUUGCACUGAAAUCAAAUCUUGUCACACAUCAGAGAAGUCACACAGGUGAGAAGCCAUAUUCCUGUUUUGAGUGUAGGAAAUGUUUCACACAUAAAUCAGCUCUUGUUACACAUCAGAGAAGUCAUACAGGUGAGAAGCCGUAUUCCUGUUCUGCGUGUAAGAAAUGUUUUGCACGGAAAUCACAUCUUGUUUUACAUCAGAGAAGUCACACAGGUGAGAAGCCAUAUUCCUGUUCUGAGUGUGGGAAAUGUUUUGCACAGAAAUCAAAUCUUGUCACACAUCAGAGUAGUCACACAGGUGAGAAGACAUAUUCCUGUUUUGAGUGUAGGAAAUGUUUCACACAGAAAUCAGCUCUUGUUAUACAUCAGAGAAGUCACACAGGUGAGAAGCCAUUUUCCUGUUCUGAGUGUGGGAAAUGUUUUGUACGGAAAUUAAAUCUUGUUUUACAUCAGAGAAGUCACGCAGGUGAGAAGCCAUUUUCCUGUUCUGAGUGUGGGAAAUGUUUUGUACGGAAAUCAAAUCUUGUUUUACAUCAGAGAAGUCACACAGGUGAGAAGCCAUUUUACUGUUCUGAGUGUGGGAAAUGUUUUGCACAGAAAUCACAUCUUGUUUUACAUCAGAGAAGUCACACAGGUGAGAAGCCAUUUUCCUGUUCUGAGUGUGGGAAAUGUUUUGCACAGAAAUCACAUCUUGUUUUACAUCAGAGAAGUCACACAGGUGAGAAGCCAUUUUCCUGUUCUGAGUGUGGGAAAUGUUUUGUACGGAAAUCAGAUCUUGUUUUACAUCAGAGAAGUCACACAGGUGAGAAGCCAUUUUCCUGUUCUGAGUGUGGGAAAUGUUUUGUACGGAAAUCACAUCUUGUUUUACAUCAGAGAAGUCACACAGGUGAGAAGCCAUAUUCCUGUUCUGAGUGUGGGAAAUGUUUUGCACAGAAAUCAAAUCUUGUCACACAUCAGAGUAGUCACACAGGUGAGAAGACAUAUUCCUGUUUUGAGUGUAGGAAAUGUUUCACACAGAAAUCAGCUCUUGUUAUACAUCAGAGAAGUCACACAGGUGAGAAGCCAUUUUCCUGUUCUGAGUGUGGGAAAUGUUUUGUACGGAAAUUAAAUCUUGUUUUACAUCAGAGAAGUCACGCAGGUGAGAAGCCAUUUUCCUGUUCUGAGUGUGGGAAAUGUUUUGUACGGAAAUCAAAUCUUGUUUUACAUCAGAGAAGUCACACAGGUGAGAAGCCAUUUUACUGUUCUGAGUGUGGGAAAUGUUUUGCACAGAAAUCACAUCUUGUUUUACAUCAGAGAAGUCACACAGGUGAGAAGCCAUAUUCCUGUUCUGAGUGUGGGAAAUGUUUUGCACUGAAAUCAAAUCUUGUCACACAUCAGAGAAGUCACACAGGUGAGAAGCCAUAUUCCUGUUUUGAGUGUAGGAAAUGUUUCACACAUAAAUCAGCUCUUGUUACACAUCAGAGAAGUCAUACAGGUGAGAAGCCGUAUUCCUGUUCUGCGUGUAAGAAAUGUUUUGCACGGAAAUCACAUCUUGUUUUACAUCAGAGAAGUCACACAGGUGAGAAGCCAUAUUCCUGUUCUGAGUGUGGGAAAUGUUUUGCACAGAAAUCAAAUCUUGUCACACAUCAGAGUAGUCACACAGGUGAGAAGACAUAUUCCUGUUUUGAGUGUAGGAAAUGUUUCACACAGAAAUCAGCUCUUGUUAUACAUCAGAGAAGUCACACAGGUGAGAAGCCAUUUUCCUGUUCUGAGUGUGGGAAAUGUUUUGUACGGAAAUUAAAUCUUGUUUUACAUCAGAGAAGUCACGCAGGUGAGAAGCCAUUUUCCUGUUCUGAGUGUGGGAAAUGUUUUGUACGGAAAUCAAAUCUUGUUUUACAUCAGAGAAGUCACACAGGUGAGAAGCCAUUUUACUGUUCUGAGUGUGGGAAAUGUUUUGCACAGAAAUCACAUCUUGUUUUACAUCAGAGAAGUCACACAGGUGAGAAGCCAUUUUCCUGUUCUGAGUGUGGGAAAUGUUUUGCACAGAAAUCACAUCUUGUUUUACAUCAGAGAAGUCACACAGGUGAGAAGCCAUUUUCCUGUUCUGAGUGUGGGAAAUGUUUUGUACGGAAAUCAGAUCUUGUUUUACAUCAGAGAAGUCACACAGGUGAGAAGCCAUUUUCCUGUUCUGAGUGUGGGAAAUGUUUUGUACGGAAAUCAGAUCUUGUCACACAUCAGAGAAGUCACACAGGUGAGAAGCCAUAUUCCUGUUUUGAGUGUAGGAAAUGUUUCACACAGAAAUUAGCUCUUGUUAUACAUCAGAGAAGUCACACAGGUGAGAAGCCAUUUUCCUGUUCUGAGUGUGGGAAAUGUUUUGCACAGAAAUCACAUCUUGUUUUACAUCAGAGAAGUCACACAGGUGAGAAGCCAUUUUCCUGUUCUGAGUGUGGGAAAUGUUUUGUACGGAAAUCAGAUCUUGUUUUACAUCAGAGAAGUCACACAGGUGAGAAGCCAUUUUCCUGUUCUGAGUGUGGGAAAUGUUUUGUACGGAAAUCAGAUCUUGUCACACAUCAGAGAAGUCACACAGGUGAGAAGCCAUAUUCCUGUUUUGAGUGUAGGAAAUGUUUCACACAGAAAUUAGCUCUUGUUAUACAUCAGAGAAGUCACACAGGUGAGAAGCCAUUUUCCUGUUCUGAGUGUGGGAAAUGUUUUGUACGGAAAUCAGAUCUUGUUUUACAUCGGAGAAGUCACACAGGUGAGAAGCCAUUUUCCUGUUCUGAGUGUGGGAAAUGUUUUGUACGGAAAUCAGAUCUUGUCACACAUCAGAGAAGUCACACAGGUGAGAAGCCAUUUUCAUGCUGUGAGAGAAAUAAAUCCGCUCUUGUUGAACAUAUUAGACAUUACCCAAGUACGGAACCAUUUCCAUCUUCUGGAGUAUAAUUAUCACUGUCGUCCAAUGUUCCUCAAGGGUGAAUCCUAUCUCUUAUGCUUUAUAAAAUAUACAUGCUACCACUGGGUGAGAUAAUCAGACGUCAUGGCCUGGUCUACCACUGCUAUGCUGAUUACCUGCUUUUUGCUCCAUGUACUGAGAACCAAAUACCAAUCCUAGCUGAGCGCCAGGGGUGGAUGAUGCCAGUUGGCUGUGACUCAGUCUUUGUGAAACAUAGUAGAAGCUUCCCAACAAAGGACAAGACUACAGCUUUACCAACCAUCUGGAUUUAUGCUUUGGUGUUCAGAAUUGCAAAAUACUGAACAUGUGCUGAAUCUUUGUGUUGUCCUGGUAUGUGGCUGACACAGACAUCAGGUAUCCACCACAUACAAAUCCACAUUCUUCCAUCUGUGGACCAUAGACAGAAUCAAGCACUUCAUUCCCUCAGAAGUUCAUAGACUACUGCAAUGCCAUCUACCUGGGUCACCCAGCAAAAGAAUUACAGCGCUUGCAGCUAGUACAGAAUGCAGCAGCCAAGCUGUUACCUAACCCGCCCGUUCCUGCCACAUAACACCCAUUCUCUACUCCCUUCACCGGCUGCCUGUAAGAUGGAAAAUCUAUUUCAUAAUUGGCUAACUGACCUUCCCAGCACAACAUUACAUGGUCCAAGGUACUAGAAGCAGCUUCUGCGUCCUUACUGCCCUGCUUACUUCUACAUAUGAAGGACUGUUACCAGCAGUACCAAGAAUCUCCUGUCAUUCAUUUAUGGGUUGAACUUUUAGCUUUGCAGUCCUGACCAUGGAACUCACUGCCUUGCACAGUCCAAAAGACCACCACUCUAGAGACCUUCACAAGCAGACUGGUGACUGCUACUCACACUUUUCAUUAAUGUACCUCUAUUUACUUCCUAAAUAAUACAUCCCAAAUGCUUAGGUCUUUUUUCUGCUGUUUAUUUUGUAUCUUGUUCUUUGUGUAAAUGUGAAUGUCUAAUACCAGUUUCCACAAUCUGUAUUGCUGCACGACAAUAUGGCGGCCAUUGGAACGUGUUUUCACUUCUAGUUUGCCUAACUUGUUGCAGACACUCAUCUUGAUAAGGAGUGUUGAGUGUUUUCUGAUACAAGAUCCUAUCCAUAUAUACCCUGUACAUUACCAUGUGCAUUAGAGUCACCCGGGUUCCAUCUGCGGUGGUUUGUUGUAUGUUACAUCUAUAUGGUGCAGAUACUCCCCUGUAUGAUUUCAUAAUAAAAGCUUUUGU